Truncatella angustata is the source of this 1615-nucleotide messenger RNA. RefSeq lists its product as uncharacterized. Gene Ontology annotation, biological process: isocitrate metabolic process; tricarboxylic acid cycle. The transcript is spliced from 3 exons. The record is from RefSeq and is a predicted model, not a curated record. Gene Ontology annotation, cellular component: mitochondrion. Gene Ontology annotation, molecular function: NAD binding; isocitrate dehydrogenase (NAD+) activity; magnesium ion binding. The coding region runs from base 223 to 1371 and encodes 382 amino acids. Lineage: Eukaryota; Fungi; Ascomycota; Sordariomycetes; Amphisphaeriales; Sporocadaceae.
UGCCAUUGCCGAUGGAUCUAGUCUUCCUAACCUUAGUCUAGCCCAGGUUUUGGUUUUGUUUUGCAGGUGCGCUAUUUGGACUCGGGUUCACGUUCAGAUUUGGCCUCGUGAGAAUUGACUUCCAUCUUUCCGCCCCUCCCACGACCUUUUGACUUCCCCGUCACCACUUCUGCGAUUUAGCAUCCUCCUCUACCCACAGAUAUCUCCUCAGAAGUCGGCAAGAUGCUAUCGCGAACCUCUGCUAGAGCUGCCCAGCGCCUGGCGCGACAGGCCGCCCGCCAGCAGCCUCAGAUUGCCGCCCGAUCAUAUGCCACCGUCGAGUCCGACCUCUUCCGGCCUACCAAGUACGGCAGCAAGUACACCGUCACCCUCAUCCCCGGCGACGGUAUUGGUGCCGAGGUCGCUGAGAGCGUCAAGACCAUCUUCAAGGCCGACAAUGUCCCCAUCGACUGGGAGCAGAUUGAUGUCUCCGGUGUCGACUCUGGCUCCCCCGGCGCCGCAAACGAGCUCUUCCGCGAGUCCAUUGCUUCCCUCAAGCGCAACAAGCUCGGCCUCAAGGGUAUCCUCCACACCCCCCUCGAGCGAUCCGGCCACUCCAGCUUCAACGUCGCCAUGCGUCAGGAGCUCGACAUCUACGCCUCCAUUGUUCUCAUCAAGAACAUCCCCGGCUACGAGACCCGCCACAAGAACGUCGACCUGUGCAUCAUCCGAGAGAACACCGAGGGAGAGUAUAGCGGUCUCGAGCACCAGAGCGUCCCCGGCGUCGUCGAGUCCCUCAAGAUCAUCACCCGCCCCAAGUCGGAGAGAAUCGCCAAGUUUGCUUUCGCUUUCGCCAAGGCCAAUGGCCGCAAGAAGGUCACUUGCAUCCACAAGGCCAACAUCAUGAAGCUGGCCGAUGGUCUCUUCCGCAACACCUGCAAGGAUGUUUCCGCCGAGUUCCCCGGCAUCGAGUACAACGACAUGAUCGUCGACAACGCCUCCAUGCAGUGUGUCUCCAAGCCUCAACAGUUCGACGUCAUGGUCAUGCCUAACCUCUACGGUGGCAUCCUGUCCAACAUCGGUGCUGCCCUCGUCGGUGGCCCCGGUAUCGUCCCCGGUUGCAACAUGGGCCGCGACGUCGCUGUCUUCGAGCCCGGUUGCCGUCACGUCGGUCUCGACAUCAAGGGCAAGGACCAGGCCAACCCCACUGCUCUGCUCCUGUCUGGAUCCAUGCUCCUGCGCCACCUUGGCCUCGACGACCACGCCAACCGCAUCUCCAAGGCCGUCUACGAGGUCAUCGCUGAGGGCAAGUCCCGAACCCGCGACAUGGGUGGUGACGCCACUACUCACCAGUUCACCCGCUCCAUCCUUGACAAGCUGGAGACUUUGUAAAUCAUGGCUACGACCACCUGAUUAAUCCUCAAAUUGAUACCACCCGCCCGACUGCACCAACCUUUUCCAUACACGAUGUUUCAUAGACCAAGAUCUUAUUCGGCGCGAUUGGGGAUGAUACGCAUGAGUGCAUGGAGUCACGGGCAUCUGAUGAACCACUUCGGCUUGUACUGUAGGUAGAUAGGAUACAAUAAUCCAGUUGACUGAAUCCAGGCUUGCAUCUUGACGAGAUUCUAAAUUUCAU